AUGAUAGCCACAUUAUCAAAUUAUGGUCUACAAAAAUAUCAAUUUGGCAAAGAUGUCCGAAAAAUGCGUCAAAUGUAUGGGAUGUCCGGAAAAAUAAUAUACGAAGGUAGAUGGAUGCAAGGACGAACUGAUCCUAUCAUAGUUGUUGAAAUGAACGAAGUGAUUACUGAACGUGAAGCCGCUUUUUACUUAGAAGUAAAUAAUCAUCUACAUAUUAUUAGUACACUAGGUUAUAUUGAAAAUAGUGUCAAGUUAACCAUAUUUAUACAAGAAUAUGCACCACAAGGCGAUUUAGCUGGUUAUCUAAUGGACAAUCCGAAUAAGUUUACACUACCGAGUUUUGCCGAAAUAUUUUUGCAGAUUGCCGAUGCGAUGAGUUAUAUUGCGAGUAAACGGAUUGUACAUGGUGAUUUAGGUUGUCGAAACGUACUUGUAUUCCGAGUCGAUGAAACUCAACUGAAAAAUAAUUUAGUUAGAAUAACCGAUUUUGGUCUUGCCCGUUUCAUUGAUAAAAAGCCUGCUCGUGCAAAUGAAUUAGUGAUUCCAGUCCGGUAUUGUGCGCCAGAAAUUCUUCGAACCAAUCGCCAUUCAGAUUAUUCCGAAAAAUCUGAUGUCUACUCACUGGGCGUUCUAAUCUGGGAAGCUUUAUCGAAUAGCGAAAUUCCUUAUUCAGCAGUUGAUAAAGAUGAUGUUGUUAAAGAAAUGAAAUUAAAUAAUGAAAAACUCACAAGGCCACACCCUUGUAGUGAUGGGCUUUGGAAUCUUAUGAAAAAAUGUUGGCACACAAAUCCUGAUGUUCGCCCUAGUUUUGCACUUAUCAAUGAAGAAUUAUCACAUAUUGAUGUAUCUGACAGCAGAGACGUUCGGAGUUCUAUUUCGCUUCACGAAAUACCAACAAACUAUAAAUAUGAACUUGAUGAAGAUAUUCGAAUCCAAAAUUUACUCGGUGGCCAAUUUGGUAAAAUCUACGAGGCAGAAUGGAUAUCAAGAAAAGAAAGACCAAUCGUCGUCAUUCAAAUGGAUACAGAACCGUCAGAAUACGAAGCAAUGGUUUACACAAAUUUCGACCUGCAUCGAAAUAUCGUUGAUACUUUUGGAUUCGUAGGUAACGAUCGCGGCUUAAUUUUAUUAUUACAAGAAAGAGCACCGUAUGGUAAUCUCCAAGCAUUGUUACAAAAUGGUACAUUUCAACCAUCGCAAAAUGUACUGAUUACAAUAUUCACCCAAAUCGUGAAAGCUAUGAUCUAUGUUGUUAGCAAAGGUAUUGUACACGGUAAUCUAUGUUGUGCGAAUAUUGUUGUGUUCCAAAUCACAGAAGCGAUGAUUUAUCUUGUCGGUGAAAAUUUCGUACACGGGGAUCUACGUUGUUCGAAUGUACUUGUCGUCAAAAUGGAUCCUUCUGAUCCCGAAAGAAAUCUUGUUAAAUUAACUAAUUUCAGUCGAGCUUGUCCAAUCGGUCAGUCAGUUGGAGAUAGAAAGAUACCAGCAAGUUUAAUACCGUAUUGUGCUCCUGAAAUUCGUCGAAAUCGAAAUGCAUCAAGUUAUUCAGAAUUUUCGGAAGUUUAUUCGAUGGGCGUCUUGAUGUGGCAAGCAUGUUCGCAAGGAGCCAUUCCUUUCGCGGGUGAUACAAGUAGUGGUGAUACUCGUAGAAGAGCAUCCAUUAAUCGCAGAUUAGGACGUCCAAAGCAAUGCCAGGAAAAUUUAUGGGCAGUUAUUUCUGAUUGUUUGCUGAACGAACCAGAACUGCGGUUUGAAUUCAGUGCGAUAAAAAAACGGCUUAGUGAUUUACAAGAUAUGUAA
Rotaria socialis is the source of this 1800-nucleotide messenger RNA. Lineage: Eukaryota; Metazoa; Rotifera; Eurotatoria; Philodinida; Philodinidae. The record is from the annotation of a GenBank genome assembly.